CAGUUUUAUGCGGACCUUCAGAUCGGAGAGAUUAGGUGUAGACAGUGUGAUGUGGCCCUGCCUCGUACCUGACAGAAACGGCUUUGAGGAAUGGAACAGCUAACCUUCUUGAUAUAACAACGCCAUGAUUUGUUUUGCUCCACAAAUGAAAGAGAAGAGAGACACUGGCCCAGAAAAGAGUUAAGACAUGGUGUGCUCCAACCGACAUGAAGAUUUGUCUGUUUCGCUACAUUUUAGUCACAUGCAUGUCUUAAAACCUUCAUGUGGACAUGUAUGUUGAAGGUGGUGUGAGCGAGUAGUGGUGAUGUUUAACAUGUCAGAGAAGGAAGUGAUUAACUGCACCAUCAACCAUGAAAUCCACCAGUACGUCUUCUCCUGUGUGUACAUCCUCGUGCUCAUGGUUGGUGUUCCCUCCAACAUAUACUCUCUGUACCAUGCUGUUGUGCAGCUGAAGCAGAAGAAUGAGCUGGGAGUUUAUCUGAUCAACCUGACUGUGUCUGAUCUGUUGUACCUGGCAUCCUUACCGCUGUGGCUGCAGUACUUUUUCCAGGAUGAUGACUGGAAGCACAGGGAGUGGUUGUGUCAGCUCUGUGGUUUCCUGCUCUAUGAGAACAUCUACAUCAGCAUCGGUUUCCUGUGCUGUAUCAGCCUGGAUCGCUACCUGGCUGUGGUCUACCCUUUGAGGUUCACCUCUCUGCGCUCCAUGCGCACCGCGUGGCUGGUUAGCUCCUUCAUCUGGCUGAAGGAGAUCGCUGUGGGUGUGGUUUUCUUUCGCCAUAAAGAACUGAGCACCGACAUCAAGAAUCAAUCAGUGUGCUUCGAGCACUACCCCAUGAAGCCGUGGGAGUAUCCCAUCAACUAUUACCGCUUCACUGUUGGCUUCAUGUUCCCUCUGGCUAUUUUAUCGAUCAGCUACCUUUGUGUUCUCCGGGCCGUCGGUCGCAGCGCCGGGACGCAGCCGGAUCAGAAGACCAGGAUCAGGCAGUUGGUCAGCAGCACCAUCCUCAUCUUCCUCGUCUGCUUCUCCCCCUACCACGUCUUCCUGUUGGUACGCACCAUGCUGGAGCGAGACUGCAACUUUAUUGCAGGAAUAUUUAACUACUACCACAUGUCGUUGUUGCUGACCAGUCUGAACUGCGUGGCAGACCCCGCUCUGUACUGCUUUGUAAGCGAAAGCGCGCGCCGCGGCCUGUACAGAGUCAUUUUCAGGCCUAUUGCUAGGAUACUAUGCUGCUGCUGCCGCAGUGGCAACGCCAGCCCCAGCAACCCACCUACCGACUCCAACGAGGUCGCCACCGACGAGAACAACGGCCAUCCGACAGUGACGCUGCUCACACAUGCAAAGACUCCCAGCAACUUAGAAAAAGAAACCUCCAGCAAAAAGACGAUUUUAAUCACGCAGGCGGGAGAAAAAACGACUAUCAGCUUGGUUGUAAAUGGACACUCUGACAAAUGUGUGGACAGUGAUGGAGAGCCCAGCUGUGUGAUCGCUGGGAAGGAGCCAAAAGACCAAAGAAAAGAACACCAUCUAACUCAAUCUGAGAGCAACCAGGGACCUUAGAGGUCGAACAGCAGCAGCCCUAAUGAGACCCUGCUACCCAUCCAAAUGUGUUUACACCCCCCCCAAUGGCAUUGGACUGAAAGCAUUCCCUUCUCUCUGGGGACAUUUUACUGAGCUUAGAACAGUAUGUGAGAGCUCAACAUGAAUCUGAGGUCUAAAUUGGCACUCUGUUGGAGUACUUAAUGCCUUCACAUGAUCGGGGUAAAACAGUUACGCUGAUGUUAACCUUGUGUUUCCAUGGAGAUUGCGAUGCCGCCCGACAAGGUGGAAGAGCUAUCUUUGGUGCCGCCCAACACUCGAAAUUGGUGGCGAGUGCUGAGCUCAAAGUUUUAGCUAUUACAACUUUGACUUUGUUUACCAGUGACCUUUGGACGCACAGCCAAUCAGAUGACAGCUGUAUGACACGGCGGGAGUAUACAUAACUCUAGAAACAAAACUUAAUUGGCUGAUUUUACCACAAGGCUCAUGGUGAGCAAAGAGCAAAUCCCCUAUACAGCUCCAGAAAAAAUGUAGAGACCACUCCAAAUGUUUCUUAAAUCUUUAUCUCUACAUGUAUGGCAGCCAGUCCAGUGUCUGUUGAAUUCCAACACACAGAAAAAUGGUCAGUACUUUAUAGAAUACAAUAAAAAAAAGAAAAUAAUCUAACUCAAAUACAUACCAGAGAAAAUGAUAAUGUUGAAGUGGUCUCUUAAUUUUUUCCGGGGCUGUAUAUUGUUGUUUUUUUGGGUCAAUCAUAAGCAGCCAUUAAAGACAGUGUGUGGGUUGCCAUCUUGAGCUUAGUCAGGAAUCAUGUUGUUGGUGGUCAUAAAGAAAAAAAACAAAAAUAGGCAACAAUUACCAUAACGAAACUUGUUAAACGACAGUAUUAAAACAGUGCCAUGUGCAACCAUAAUGGAAAUUUAAACAUUUCAGUUUGGCCUGCAGGCUGUGUAAGGGUUUGCAUUUCACUUGUGCUCUGUGUCCAUAAACGUAACCUGAAGUGUAUCUUUAGGCAAUGUUUUAUCUCAUUGACAGUAGAGUAGAACUAUUUCAUUGUACAGUUUGUCAUGGAGCCUGACCAGAGCUUGGAUCAAACCAUUAAUCUUGGGAAGAACAUGUGUACUGUAUGUCCAAAGAUGAUCUGACUGAACAAUUCAGAAAUCAUCAAAACUAAGUUGAUGUGAAGUAAAAAACCCUCACCAGCUUGCAUGCAUUUUCUUUUUUACAGGUAAAACUAUGAAUUGUCAUGAUUAAUCACAGAUUAUUUUUGUGAUAAUUGCAAUUAAAUCUUUUAAUUUCUCAAUUUACACCACUUAACCCUUGUAUUAUGUUAAGGGUCAAUUUGACCCAUUUCAGUUUUUGUGUUGACCAAAGUACUGGUUAUCCUUUCUUUUUCUUGAUGAAAUUUGGUGACUUUUCAUCAUCUAGGGUCAUGAACUGGUGUGUAAAAUCUGGACACUCUGAUGUGUAGUGGAAUGUCUGUGCAGAGUUUGUAUACAAAGAUGAUGUUGCGGGUCAUUUUGACCCAGACCCUUUAAUGUGGGUAAAUAGCUGUUCAGAUCCAAAAUAAACAUGUCUCUUUGAUGUA
This is a messenger RNA of Eleginops maclovinus (Patagonian blennie), 3128 nucleotides long. RefSeq names its product ovarian cancer G-protein coupled receptor 1 (gene gpr68). NCBI's taxonomy places the organism in Eukaryota, Metazoa, Chordata, Actinopteri, Perciformes, Eleginopidae. Gene Ontology annotation, biological process: G protein-coupled receptor signaling pathway; cellular response to pH. Gene Ontology annotation, molecular function: G protein-coupled receptor activity. The transcript has 8 exons. The coding region runs from base 305 to 1561 and encodes 418 amino acids. Gene Ontology annotation, cellular component: membrane. The record is from RefSeq and is a predicted model, not a curated record.